Molecule: messenger RNA, 4158 nt
Organism: Chiloscyllium plagiosum (whitespotted bambooshark)
Lineage: Eukaryota; Metazoa; Chordata; Chondrichthyes; Orectolobiformes; Hemiscylliidae
Product: glutamate dehydrogenase, mitochondrial
Biological process (GO): L-glutamate catabolic process
Cellular component (GO): mitochondrion
Molecular function (GO): L-glutamate dehydrogenase (NAD+) activity
Source: RefSeq, a predicted model, not a curated record
CGGCGCAUGCGUAACGGCGGGUUUUGUGGCUGUCAUUAAGUCUGGUCUCGGGCAUUAAGCGAAACAGCGGCAGCUGUUUGCCGGACCGUGGGGAGGGAAAAUCCUCCGUGCUUCGGUGUUCCUGGCGUCUCGCUUCAGCACGGUUUCCGUCCAAACCCUCCCCACGUUUUCUUCCUUUCUCUGUCGGUCGCCAUGUACCGGUAUCUAGGGGAACUCCUGGCUCGCGGGGCGGCCGCUUCCUCGCCGUCCGUCGGCGAGGGCGGUUUGCAGCGCAUCUGCGGCCCGGCUGCGCUGCUCCACUGCCGGCGAUACUCCACCGAGCCCUCGGCCGCCCAGCAGCAGGACGACCCGAACUUCUUCACCAUGGUGGAGGGGUUUUUCGACCGCGGGGCGAAGAUCGUGGAGGAUAAGCUGGUGGAGGACUUGCGGACCCGCGAGUCGGACGAGCAGAAGCACAACCGGGUGCGGGGCAUCCUGAAGAUCAUCAAGCCCUGCAACCACGUCUUGUCCAUCUCCUUCCCCAUCAAGAGGGACAAUGGCGAGUGGGAGGUUAUCGAGGGCUACCGAGCUCAGCACAGUCAGCACCGGACGCCCUGCAAAGGAGGAAUCCGUUACAGCAUGGAUGUUUGUGUGGAUGAAGUGAAAGCCUUGGCCUCUCUGAUGACUUACAAAUGUGCAGUGGUUGAUGUGCCAUUUGGAGGUGCCAAAGCUGGAGUGAAAAUUAACCCAAAGAAUUACACAGAUUCUGAAUUAGAAAAAAUUACAAGAAGAUUUACCAUUGAGCUUGCAAAGAAAGGAUUUAUUGGACCUGGUAUUGAUGUGCCGGCCCCUGAUAUGAGUACGGGUGAGAGAGAGAUGUCCUGGAUUGCCGAUACUUUUGCCACUACAAUGGGACACCAGGAUAUAAAUGCUCAUGCCUGUGUGACUGGUAAACCCAUCAGCCAAGGUGGCAUCCACGGCCGUAUUUCUGCUACAGGACGUGGUGUCUUCCAUGGGAUAGAGAACUUCAUCAAUGAAGCGUCCUACAUGAGUGUUUUGGGAAUGACUCCAGGCUUCGGAGAUAAAACUUUUGUUAUUCAGGGAUUUGGUAAUGUAGGCAUGCACUCCAUGAGGUACCUGCAUCGUUAUGGAGCCAAGUGUGUUGGUGUUGGUGAAUUGGAUGGUUCAAUUUGGAAUGAUGAUGGCAUUGAUCCCAAGGAGCUAGAGGAUUACAAACUGGCACAUGGAACAAUUGUUGGAUUCCCUAAAGCAAAGCCAUACGAUGGCAACAUCCUGGAGGCAGAGUGUGACAUUCUAAUCCCUGCAGCUGGUGAGAAACAGCUGACCAAGAGCAAUGCAAGAAAAGUCAAAGCAAAGAUUAUUGCUGAAGGUGCUAAUGGGCCAACCACUCCAGAAGCUGACACAAUAUUCAUGGAAAGGAACAUCAUGGUUAUUCCAGAUCUAUAUCUGAAUGCUGGUGGUGUCACAGUUUCCUAUUUUGAGUGGCUGAAAAAUCUGAACCAUGUUAGCUAUGGCCGUUUGACUUUCAAAUAUGAGCGUGACUCCAACUACCAUCUACUAAUGUCUGUUCAGGAAAGUUUGGAAAGGAAGUUUGGCAAGCAUGGUGGUACUAUACCAGUUGUACCAACAGCAGAAUUCCAAGCCAGAAUAGCGGGUGCUUCUGAGAAAGAUAUUGUCCACUCUGGUCUUGCAUAUACCAUGGAACGCUCAGCAAAGCAAAUCAUGCGCACAGGGAUGAAAUAUAACCUGGGCCUGGAUUUGAGAACAGCUGCCUACGUAAACGCUAUCGAGAAAGUCUUCAAGGUGUAUAACGAGGCUGGUCUGACCUUCACAUAGAGUUUGCACCGUCCGUCCUUUAUGAAGCCCCCACCCGCCUCGACCUUUCCUCAGCCUAACAUGUCAAACGUUUACACAGUAAAAUUUUCUUUUCCAAUGGUUUAAAAAGUAACGAACACUUUUUCUCCAAUAGAAGCUGCCAGAAUUAGUGAAUAGGUUAAAUAAUUAACAUAACCCACAAGCCAAUAUUAAGGCUUAUAGAAAUCUUUAUGAUCUCGCACUGCUGGCAAGUGGGAGCCACGUUAACAUUUUACUUAAGGGAGGAGCUUUUCAAUGCGUAGCAUCCAAUUUGUGGUCUCCAGCUAGCAAACCCCCUUGGCAAUUUCAUUAAAUUGACAAAUAUGCUCAUGGGAGAUUCUAAAGCCUGUUUGCUGUCUGGUCAUUUGAUUGUCAUUUGUUUUCACUGAGUCUGUUUGUCCCAGGUGUCACAAGGUUAUCUGUAGCACUUCUAUCAAAAUUCUAUUAUUUUCGGUUUCUGUUGUGUAUCAAGCAGAAAAGAACCAUAUUCGUUUGGGGUAGUUAAGCUUUUGCCAGAAUGUUUGUUUUUUUUUAAUUGGUUUGCUAUAAUUUCAUAUUUGAUGACUUAUUUUAACAAGCUAUCUUAAAUGAGCCAAAGUGCUCCUGAGUUUUAGAGAGCUAACAUUACACUAUUUCUCCAUCCUAAUUGUUUCAUCCCUGUGCGCAUAAUUUGCUGUAAUAGAUGGAAAAAACAAAAUUAGCAGGAAGGCUUGCAUCCUUACAUUUUUAUUCUUCUCAAUCCCCCCCAAAAGUGUAAUAAUUGUGGUUUAUUGACCUUGCUACAAAGUUUACUUGUGCAUUUUGGAUUAAACAUCAGGCUCUAUUGUGACACUGGCCGUGUUGGGAUAGUGGUAGGAAUCAGUAACUCCAGGAGCUUGAAGUGGAGAGGGUACAUGCACAUUAGACAGCACACUUGUACAGUAACACGUGGCCAUGGUUAGGGUUCUCUUUACAUAAAAUGUAUCUAACUUCCGUUCAGUGAAGUUGGCAAAAGAGUACGUGGAAGUAAGGAUGAGGGGGUUUGCAGAGAAGCACAAUUUUUUUUGAGUAAAGGCUGUUCUCAGCCAGUUUUUAUUUUCCUUUUGUCCAUUUACUUAUGUAGCAAAGAAGUCAAUGUUAUUCAAAUUGCAUUUACAUUAUAGCACAGUGACCUUGGUCGUCUUGUUUCAGAGGAACAAUGGAGCAGUGCAUUUAGGAGCCCUGACUAAUGAGCCCAUUAGUGGAAGCAUGGUCUCAAAAUAGACAUUUCUCUGGUAUUAGGAUAGAGUGAAAUUCAGAAAACAAAUGAACACUGGCAAUCAUGACUUUCAAAUAACUUGUGCAGCUACAUAUUUUUUGAAUUAGUGCUAUGGAAUCUAGCCUCCAUUAUGAAUAGGACAGAACACCCAUAAUCAGAAACCAAUACAAGUACAGAAGCAACUUCACUAUAAAUCUGUCUUUUUAUAAAAGCAUUUUCUCGAGAUAGAAUAUUCAUUUGCAACUGUAAAGUCAGAGGAUGUGUUUUUUUUAAAAACUUAUUUGAAUGUUUUCUGUGCUUUGGAGGUCAAACAUGACUCCCCAACUUUGUGUAGCAAUUAGGACCGUGAGCACAUUGAAUUUUGUCUGCCUUAUUGGAAACCUGCAGCUGUCUUUCAUCAAAGUUCCCUUCAGUCCUGUCUCAAACACUUUAUAUAGAUGUAAAAGUUGGGUUUUUUUCAAAAUACAAUCCCCUAUUAGCAGUAUGUGUCUAUUUGGUAAACCCUGUAGAGUGGCUUCAAGUCUUCUGCACAAGCAAGUAAAGUCAGGGGAAUGGCAUCUUCUGGCUGUGUGAAUAACAUGGGUGUAUCCAGUGUAGUACCAUAUGUUGCAAAGAUGGUUUUGUAGAUUGCUCAGGCAAAACACUAUAACAGCACCUGAUCUUUUUAAAUUUGCCAGUUAGAUUUGUGACAAUGCACUUUCACAGCAUUAACCAGAUUUUGAACUGCCCUGACCCGUUUGUUAAAAUGGACAAUUUAAAAACCGUAAACUGCAGGAUACUGCUAAUGAUGUCAUCUUCUGUGGAUGUUUUGUAGCAGGUUUCCUCCACCUGUCUAGCUCCUGAGACCUUAGUGAAUGUUCAGAAUGGAAUUGUGUAUGACAAAAGGAGACGAAAGAAUGUUUCAUAAUUCUGUAGGAUUAAGCAUGUCAAAUGUGUCUGUUUUUGGCAUUCCCCUUUCUGGGUGCAAUCAAGUGCCAGAUGAACCUUUUUUUUUAAAUUUUGUUCUUUUCUACAUUCUUUGUAAUUGCAUGAAGGUAAAUUGACAAAUUAUUAAAUUCUUAACAUUU